Molecule: messenger RNA, 630 nt
Organism: Lactuca saligna
Lineage: Eukaryota; Viridiplantae; Streptophyta; Magnoliopsida; Asterales; Asteraceae
Source: the annotation of a GenBank genome assembly
AUGAGUGUAGGAUGUUCGUCGAUGAGACCAUUAGACGUUUUGGUAGAUGUGGUAGAUCAUCUUGUUUGUAAUGCUGGAAUCGGGUCCCUUUAUUCGAUUAAUAUUGGCGUUACCAAAUUCGCACCGGUUAUGGACAUAAACUUUUGGGGAUCAGUUUAUCCCACUCAUUUUGCGAUACCUCAUCUCAUCAGAACCAAUGGAAAGAUUGUGGUCAACGCUUCAUGUAGCGGAGUGUUGCACCCACCGAAAGGUGGCUUCUACAAUGCAAGUAAAGCAGCCUUAAUCAGCUUCUAUGAGUCCCUUAGAUUCGAAGUGUCUCCGAAAGUAACAAUAACAAUUUUGACACUCGGCUUCAUAGAAACCAACAUGAUAACACCCAAGUAUUCAGCCAGUGGUGUUGGCGUUCGUCUAAGAAGAGGUUUUGGAACCAUCCACCCAACAAUGGGAGCAGAGUCAUGUGCAAUAGCCAUUGUUGAUGGAGUAUGUAAAGGAGCAACAUCAAUUACACAACCAAGGUUCAUGAAGGCUCUAUUCUUGAUCAAGUUCUUGUUCCCAGGACUACAUCAUUUUCACAUGAAUAUAUUUUCCAUCGUAUUCUCUAAAGAACUAAAAGGAACACAUGAGAACUAA